UAAGGAGGUUGAUAGCCAACUGGCCCCUUGACGUGGAUGGUUUCACCUACAGACAGCGCGAAACAAACAAACCAAACCAAAACAAAACAAAUUCUCACUAGUUAGCCCCCCACGAAAUUCACUCAGAUCACCAGACGGUUACUCCAUUUCUUUGUCUUCAAUCGAAGAUCAAUUGAUUUGAUUCAUUAUUCAAUCUAUUCAGCUGUUCAAGAUUGAUGACCACCACAAGAUUUCACUUAAACGUUAGAUAUCCAACAAGACAGUUUAUACAGUUCCUUUGAAGAUCACGUUUAACAGCUUGAAAAUGAAUCUUUCGGUUUUCAAUUCUAGAAAUAUCGUUCACCUUAUUUCCUGAGUUACAAGAUCACUUAAUCAGUUCUCUUAAUAAUGGAAGAUUCAUUUCGAAAUCAUGUUCCAACCACAAGCCAUAAAGCAGCAGGCUCCACGACCAGCAGAAAAGAUUCCACAUUAACUUUGGACGCGUCUGGCUCCAAGUCUCUUUCACACGUAUCUCUAAAGAAAAUACCUUUAUUAAUUAACAGCGGGAAAAUGAGAAAAUCGGCUGCGAUUGACGUGACGUUGUUUUUACUGAAAGUUGGUGCGUUGGAGGCCGUAAGGAGAUUAUCAAAGGCCCGGUACCCUUUUGUAUGGUCCGGUCUUCAGGCUUUGCAAGUUCUCUGCUAUCCACCGCUGAAAUGGCUCCAAAAAUGGGACCCGUUCAGUAAAUUGAUUAAAGGGGUGCAGAUGUUAUCAAGGCCAUUACUAGUGCUAUCUAUUGCAACAACUUUCUCUAAUCACUCUGGACAAAACACUUUUGAUUCAGAUGAUACAGAGAAUUCAGAUAGAAGUGAUCAUGAUGCGGUUCCAGAAUCACGACCCGAGUUGCCUCCUACACAGGCCUCUAUAGAUAGGAGGGACGAUGGUGAAGCUCAGCCACAUCAAACGUCUUCAGAUUGGCUGCUUGAUCUUUACAGAGAGCUGGACAACCAAGGUGUUCAUUUGCCAGAAAGAAUAAACGAGGAUGAGCUUUGUAGGUUUCAUACUGCCGCAAAUGGUGAUUUUUCAUGUUUGCUUACAUUAGUCAAAAAGUCAAUACGUUGGCGAGAGACGUACAGAAUUCUCUCAGAAGAAGAACUCGAUAUGUUUUCAAAUAUGGUGUUUUGGCAUGGAUCUGACGUUAAAAACCGCCCCUGUCUUAUCAUUCGUCUCGUUGCUUGCAUCAGCUUGCCACCUAGUGAAAGACCUCGUUUUGCACAAGCAAUUGUAUCUCAGGUGGAACACGGAAUAUUACAUUUGGUUGACGCGGAAAAUCCGCAGAUCACAGUAUUGGUGGAUUGUGAAGGAUUGUCCCUAAGAUUCCCGAUGCAACUACUUAGAUCGUGUUCGGUUACUCUGCAAGAAAACUAUCCCAAUCGUCUCGGCUGUUUGUUUGUUAUCCGGCUUCCUCCGGUUGGUAGAGUGAUUGCACAAACCUUCAUUCAAGUUCUCAGACCUGCAACCCGACAAAAGCUUAAAAUAGUAGGGCGAGCGUACAAAACCACCCUCUCAGAGUACCUCCAAACAUUCCCGUCAUAUCUAGGUGGAGAAUGUGCAUGCUCAAGAUGCUCAAAGCUUAGCAAUUCCCACAGGCAGCUUCCUCAAUUCGACGAAAUUACCAACAACCGACAGUUAGAUGGAACGGGAUUUGAAAGAUUAGGUCCGGAUCAUGAGUUUGGUUACGCGAAUGAAGGGUGUGAGCGGGUAUUAAGAUCUGCAGUUGUUGGGAUUCUCAUGGUAUGGGUGUUGAUUGCCCUUAUUGCUGGAAUAGUUGACCCUGAAAGUCGUCCCAGUUUAGGAGGUAUGAGUUAAUAAUAAUCCAUAUUUCAUUAGGUACUUUAUAUCAUGCAAUAAUGAUCAAUGUUUAAAUAAGAACCCAAGUUAAGGAGACCCGAAUAUAUGGAAGUAAGUAUACUUGUAGAUGUCUUAUAAAUAAUAUAAUAUUACUUGUCUCUUCUUUCUUAUU
Molecule: messenger RNA, 2002 nt
Organism: Helianthus annuus (common sunflower)
Lineage: Eukaryota; Viridiplantae; Streptophyta; Magnoliopsida; Asterales; Asteraceae
Exons: 7
Coding region: 388-1848 (486 amino acids)
Source: RefSeq, a predicted model, not a curated record